UACCACAAUUGUUAACAGAUAUUCAUACAUGUACGAUAAAGAAUUCUGAUAGAAAGGGUCACACACAUGCCUGUUACAUUGAUGCAACUCUUUGCAAAGCUCUAUUUCUUCCUGUUUUAUUAUUAUCACCUCAUUUUCCAAUGGUGAGAUAUAUUAAACGUUUAAUUUAUCAAAUGACAAGUUUAUACGACAAAAUGUUAAAUCUGGAGAAGGCUUUAACUUCUGUUGAUUUAGACACGUUAAACGAAAUUAUAAUUUCGGCACAACAAAAAGCAUAUAUGUACAAACAUCAGCAGAAUCGUACUACUUUGAGUGAAGAUGAAAUCAUGUCUUGCUUUAAAAACGCAUUUAAGGCUUUUACUAAACGCUCCAUGGACACACCUCGAUAUGUUUGUGCAUCAUGUGAGAGACUUUUAUAUAGAAGAAGUGUCUCUGAAUUUAAUAAGCUUAAAGCACGAAUAGAUAUUCCAAUUUAGAGAGAUUUAAUGGCGCAUUUAGAAAAACAUAAUAUUACUCCGCAAUACAUAUGUAAUUACUGUGAAAAAAAAUUCCGUGACGGAUUAAUGCCUGCGUAUUGCGUUUUAAAUGAUCGUAUUGUACACGAUCCACCUGAAGUAAUAUCAUGUCUUAACCAGUUUGAAAAAAUUCUCAUACAAAGAGCUAAAGCUUUUCAAACUGUCGUUACAAUGAAACCUGUUAGUAACAAGAAAUUGCCUCACAGACAGAUGGUACAAAAAGUAAAAGGUAGAACGUUUCAUUUACCGUUACCUUUACAAGAAACAUUGAACAAAAUAUGUCCUGAUACUGAUCCGAUUAAUAUCAAUCACGAACUGUACUUUGUACGUGUUAGAGGUAUUCCGACAAAAUCAAAAAUGAUUUGGGAAGACAUGGUAGACGUUAACAAGGUUUUUGACGCCUUAGUGUGGUUAAAAGAACACAAUCCUUUAUAUUCUCAUAUUGUAUUGCCAAAUACUUGUAAGGAGUUUUCUUUACAAACGUCAUUAUUAAUCGAUCCAGAUUUUGAAGCACAGGAGACAGAAAAUGCUACUGAAUCUAAUUUGGAUGACGAACGCGAAUCGAGCCCAAAAAGUCCAACGCAAGAAAACAACGUAGACGCUACUUUAAAUAAUGAGCAUUUAUUUCCUUUUGGUAUUGAUGGACGACACCAAGCUAGACGGGUUAAACUUCACGACCAUGAAUUUGAUAAAUGUUGUUUGAUGUCCAAACAUCCACAAUUCAGAUUAAAUAUACAAUUCGUAUUUUUUCUGUAUAAUCUGUACACUUUUCGUCAAAUAAAUCGUGGUAUUUAUAGCAAACUAUGUACAACUAAGCGUUAUACGGCUUCAGAAUAUUUAGAAGCACUACAGUCAGAUGUAUUAGAAUCUGACUUGAAUACAAUAUUCGCCACUAUAAGAAAUACGGAACAAUACUGGCGUAUACCGAGGAGUAAUUUAAGAUGUAUGACGCAAGAAUACGGACCUGCGACAUGGUUCGUAACAUGGAGUCCUGCUGAAUGGCUGAUGCCUGACUUAGCUGCAUAUCUUCGUGAAGUAAAUGGAUGGCCUGACGAUUCGACGCCCAUUAGUGUACUCGUUGCUAAGGAUCCCGUGUCAACGUCAAGGUUUCUUGAUAACAAAUUCAAAGCGUUCCUUGAUUUUAUUUGUUCCAAAGAUAAUCCGAUCGGAAAAGUGGCGCAUUAUUUCUGGCGACGAGAAUACCAAGGUAGAGGUAUACAACAUUUCCAUUUAUUAAUUUGGAUUGAAGGUGCGCCAAUUAUCGGGAAAUCUUCUGCUGAAGAAGUUUCUCAAUUUAUUUUGCAACACAUAACUUGUGAAAUGCCAGAUCCAAAUAUUUCACCAUUGUUAUAUAGGCGAGUCAAUACGCAUCAACGACACAAACAUAACGAUUAUUGUCUUCGUUCUAAAAAAGUAGGACGCAAAACGAUUCGUGUGUGUCGUUUCGGGUUUCCUCGUCCUGUCACGGAAACGUUGAUUUUGAAAGAUGUCAUAAGUUCGAUAGCAGGUAGGAAACGAUUGAAACAUAGAAGUAGGCUUUAUCAUGUUCCUCGAAAACAUGAUGAGAUCAAUAUAAAUGAUUAUCAUCCUGUUCUUCUUACGGUAUUAGAAGGAAAUGUCGAUAUACAAUACGUAAGUGAAACAUCCACGUUGCUUACUUGGUAUAUUACUAAGUACGUAAAUAAACCAGGAAAAUGUGAAAUAUCUGAUGCUGUCCUUGAUAGUAAAAAUAAGACAAAGAAAUCAUUGCGUCAAGAACUUUGGAAUUUUACUUUGCGAGCCACGAGUAAUAGGGAAUGUGGAUCUCUUGAAGCCUGUGAUGGAAUGUGUGGUAUUCCUUUAUGGGGGACUGAUUCAAAAACGACUAUAAAAUGGUUAGAUGUUAAUCAGAUACGACGUAGAAAAGUUAAAACUUAUAAGGAAAUUGAAGCUCUUGACGGAGAUUCUACAAAUAUAUUUUGUCCAUCUGUAAUAGAUGAACAUUAUCCACGGAGACCGAAAGAAUUGGAAUCUAUGUUUUUAUAUGAGUUUGUACAGUGGUAUGAUAUUUUGAAAAAUAAACCACGAGGUAAAAAUAUUGAAUACUACACGAUGGAGAAUGGUUAUUAUCUAAAACGGCGACAGCGUGGAUGUCUUAUUAAUCACUAUAAAUAUAAUGUCAAUACGCAGCCGGAAAAUUAUUUCUUUUCAUUACUGCUCAUGUUUAAACCGUGGCGGAAAAUAGAAGAUCUUAAAGACGGAUGUGAUACAUAUACAGAAGCAUUUCACAAGGAAAAGUUAUAUCUUACGGAAGCAUUGCAAUAUCAUGAAAAAUUAGAGGAAGUGCAAAAAGCAUUUGAAACUGCGAAGCAAUUAGUUGAACAUUAUUUAGAUAAUUUGGAAAAACAACAUGAGUCUCAAGAUGAUCCCGAUAAUCCAAUAGGUGUUCAAAAUAUUGAGGCUGGUGAAGCGAUGCAAAAUUUUAAGGAUCUUGGUGACAAAUUAAAUCAGGAAAUCAAUGUAUCUGAAAUGAUUUCGAAUCUGAACGCAGAUCAAAGAAGAAUAUUUGACAGAGUCAUCAACGCCGUAAAGAUAUCGCCGGAUAACGAACAAUUUAAACAAUUACUAUUAUACGUUAGCGGAGAAGGUGGUACUGGUAAAAGUUUUUUAAUUAAAACAAUUAAAUGCUGGAUAAAACAAAAUCUUCACAAGGAUACUGCUGUAACAGCACCUACCGGUAUAGCGGCGUUUAAUAUCGAUGGUUUAACAAAUCACAGGCAAUUGCAGUUACCUGUUGAACAUGGUGAUCAGUCUCCUAAGUAUACACUAUUAUCUGAUCACGUUUUGAAAGUUUUACGAGCAGAUCUUAAAGAUGUUAGUCUUAUUAUAAUUGAUGAAAUAUCAAUGAUAUCUAAUUUAACUUUCAUGUAUAUACAUUUACGACUAUGUCAAAUAUUUGAUACCAUGGAUGACGAUUUCUUUGGUGGAAAGCAUGUUCUUUUAUUUGGAGAUCUGCUUCAAUUACCUCCUGUACGUGAAAAUUUUAUCUUUGUUCCACUAUCAAAAGCAGAAUUUAAUAAAUAUAUUGGCAGUGUGGGGACUACUCCUGAGGAAUGGUUGUGGCAAAAAUUUCAAUAUGAUGAAUUGACGAUCAAUAUGCGUCAGCAAGGAGAUACAGCUUAUCGUGAAUUACUCUCGAGAGUUCGUAUUGGUUUAUUGACAACUUCUGAUUCUGAGAUUCUCGAGAAAAGAAGAAUAUCAUUGAAAGGUCAGUCUUUCGAUGAAAGAUUAUACGAAUUGUGUAAUUAUCUUGAUAAUUUGCCGCCUAACACUGUUUGUUUACUGCCUACUCGUUAUUUGUGCGAUGUUCUUAACACUGCAAUGCUAAGUCGUAUUGCUUCGAAAGAAAUAUUAUUAAUUGCUCAAGAUACGCUUGACUGUGAUAAUUAUAUUAAACGAAAGGUACAAAAGCGAUUGACGGAUAAUGAAGACGAUGAUACCAAUACAGCUGGGCUUUUGAAACAAAUUACAAUUAAAAUUGGAGCGAAAGUUAUGAUAAGACGCAAUAUUGAUGUCACUUUGGGCCUGGUAAAUGGUACAAUUGCUACAGUUAUUUCUGUUGUGCGGGAUAUAUCUACCGAUUGUGUAGAAAAGAUUAAACUUCUUUUACCGUCUGGUUUGGAGUAUUGUAUUGAAAGAGUAAGUGUCAAGUUUAAAGUAAUGGAGAAAGCAUAUGUUAUCAGAAAACAAUUUCCCAUAACUCUCAGUUAUGGCAUAACCAUUCAUAAAAGUCAAGGAUUAACCUUACAAAACGCUGUUAUGGAUAUAGGUAAUUCUAUAUUUAGUUGUGCUCAGUCAUAUGUUGCGUUAUCCCGAAUACCGUCUUCGGAUGGAUUGCAUUUAAUUAACUUUGAUCCUUCAGCUGUAAAAGUAAGUGAAAGAGCUAUUACCGAAUAUAAUCGACUAAUACGAACAUUUCUACCGCAAGCACAAACGAUUCCUAUUUCGAAAAAACGUUUUCGAAAAGUAAAAGAUGUUCCGUGGACAUUGUCGAAAAUAAUCAAUGCCGGUCAAGAGUCAGAUCAACAAGUUGGAAAAAGUACUGUUGAGCCGAUACCUGUUUUGCAAAAUGAAGAUGGAGUUUCAUGCUAC
This is a messenger RNA of Temnothorax curvispinosus, 4646 nucleotides long. RefSeq lists its product as uncharacterized. The transcript has 2 exons. Gene Ontology annotation, molecular function: DNA helicase activity; ATP hydrolysis activity. The annotation marks the transcript as partial. Gene Ontology annotation, biological process: telomere maintenance; DNA repair. The record is from RefSeq and is a predicted model, not a curated record. Lineage: Eukaryota; Metazoa; Arthropoda; Insecta; Hymenoptera; Formicidae.